Cucurbitaria berberidis CBS 394.84 is the source of this 534-nucleotide messenger RNA. RefSeq names its product ribosomal protein L11. Lineage: Eukaryota; Fungi; Ascomycota; Dothideomycetes; Pleosporales; Cucurbitariaceae. Gene Ontology annotation, biological process: translation. Gene Ontology annotation, cellular component: mitochondrial large ribosomal subunit; ribosome. Bases 1 to 534 code for a protein of 177 amino acids. Gene Ontology annotation, molecular function: large ribosomal subunit rRNA binding; structural constituent of ribosome. The transcript is spliced from 2 exons. The record is from RefSeq and is a predicted model, not a curated record.
AUGGCGAGAAAAGGAAUCGCAAAAGACCAAAUCGUCAAAUUGAUUGUCGGCGCAGGGCAGGCGUCGCCGUCACCGCCAGUCGGUCCUGCGCUGGGUAGCAAAGGCGUGAAGAGUAUGGACUUCUGCAAGGAGUUCAACGCACGAACAGCUCACUACACAGCCGGAACCCCCAUUCCUGCACGCAUCACUGUCCGCCCCGACCGUUCCUUCCACUUCUCCCUCCGCACACCUCCCACCGCAACUCUACUCCUCAGCGCGGCCGGCGUGCUGCCCACCAAGCACAAGAUACGUGGCGCCGGCAACGUCCCGGGUCCGAUGAACAAUCAUGACGGACAAAGAGGCAAAACAGCGACGAAUAGCCCAACGGUGGGCAAUGCGACCAUGGGCACGGUUGGGACUGUGAGUUUGAAGCAUGUAUACGAGAUUGCAAAGAUCAAGCAUAGUGAAACUAGGUUGAGUGGGUUGAGCUUGGAAGGCAUUGCGAGGAGUGUUGUUGGGCAGGCAGGAAGUUUAGGUGUGGUGGUUGUGCCGUAG